Molecule: messenger RNA, 1859 nt
Organism: Paramecium sonneborni
Lineage: Eukaryota; Ciliophora; Oligohymenophorea; Peniculida; Parameciidae
Source: the annotation of a GenBank genome assembly
AUGUCGAGAUCAUCAUCCAGAAGAAAUAGUUAAGCUAUCAGUUCUCUCUUAAAUUAUGCGAACUCUGAUGAUACUUAUAAUGUCAAAGCUAUCAUUUAUGAAAAUCACAAUCAUAAUCUGUUAAUCCUUAAAACACAAAAAUUAUAUACUUGUAUAAGAUUUGAUAAUAAAAGUAAUUCAUCUUUCUUGUUACAACAACAACGAACAAUUAAGUGAAUUGUAUUUUUAAUACAUUUAAGCAUAAAUAGAUAAAAACAUUCAUACAAAAGAAGAAGUUGAGUAAUGGGUUAAUUAACAAAAUGAUGAAGGGUUCACUGCAUUACACCUUGCAUCAUACAGAGGAUCAUUGGUAUUCUAUUUUCUUAUAAUAGAAAACUAUAAAAUUACUUGAAUAAUAUGGAGCAGAUUAUCGAAUCAAAAACUAUAAUGGUAAAUGAUUAUAUGCUAUAAAAGAGUUAACUGUCUUACAUACAGCUUCUUAAGGAGAUUGUCCAUUAACAAUAUAUUAUUAUUUAUAGAAAGGAAUAGCAGUUAAUGUAGUUGAUAAUAAAGGUUCAUCUCCAUUACAUUGGGCUGCUUAUUCAGGAGCAUAUAAUGCAGUAAAUUUUUUGAUUUCAUGGAAUGCUAAUUUAAAUCUUCAAGAUACAGAUACUUCUGUGACUCCUUUGCAUCUAGCUACAAUGUAAGCCAAUUCUAGAAUAGUUCGAAAACUAUUAAUGAAAGGAGCAGACCGUUCAUUAAAAGAUUCUAGUGGUAAAACACCUUUGGAUUUGGCUAUAGAGAGUGAUUUCAAAACAGUUGCCACAAUGAUUGUAGAUAAUUGAAAUAAUUAUAGCGAGAUAAAGAUGAUAUUCUUAUAUUUUGUAAUGUUAGAUAACCAUUUAGACCAAUGACUUAAAAAAGGAAUAGUUAAAUAGCUUUUUUAACUAUGUAUAUGACUUGUUUUAUAUUGACUAUUUUGUUUACUUUUCCAUGUAACUAUUUACUCUAUAUAAUUUAUAGUUGUUACUAAUACAACUUGGAUGUGGAUCUUUUUUGCUCUCACAAGCAUAACUGUUAUAUUUUUCUUUGUUUCUUGUGCAAAAGAUGCUGGAGUAGUAUAAACAGAUCAUAAAUUAAAUAUGUUACAAAUAUUGGAACGAUAUGAUUGUUCAAAUAUUUGUGCUGAUUGUAAAGUAUUUUUACAAUUUCUAAUAGUAGUUAGUUAGACCUAAGAGAUCAAAACAUUGUGAUGUUUGUUAGAAAUGUGUUAUGGUAUAUGAUCAUCAUUGUCCUUGGAUAAAUAAUUGUGUUGGAGCAAAGUAACUAAAUUCUGUAAAUAUAGAAAUCAUUUUGUAUUCUAUUUUUUCAUUCUCAGUUUGUUUUUUGAAUUUAUUUUGCAAUUAUUUAUGCAAUCUUCUCAUUACAAUUCAUAUACUGUUCAAAGAUGGUUUUCAAAUACUGAAGAUUGGAUUUUAAUAGGAAAAAAAUUUACAUUUUAUUAUGUCAUCAUAUAUUGUUGUCUAUUUAUUAUACCAUUGGGGUAAUUGAGAUUUAUAUAAUUAAGAAUUCUGAUUUACAUUUAAUCAAUAAAUUUAUUGACAGGAUAAACAACUUUUGAGAGACAUAGUUUAGGAGCACCUGAAACAAAGAAUGAAAAAUUAAAUGAGAAAAGUGCUAUAAAUUAAAGUGAAGAUUAAUCUAUGGAAUCAACAGAAUAAGGAUAAGGUGGAACAUAAUAAUAAUAAUAAAAUAAUGUAUAAUAAUAAAAGAUGGAAUAAUCACAUUUGAGUUUAGGAAACUGUUUUGAAAUGUGUUUUAUAAAUAAAAAGAAUAAAGAAUACAGUAGUGAAUUAUCAACAGAAUUUAUUGAACUUUGA